GGCCCGAAUAGCGCUGCCAACCCCCGGGCCCGGGGGCGCCUCGGCGCAGCCAUGAUCCGGGCGUUCUCGUUCCCCGUGAGCCCGGAGCGGGGCCGGCUCCGGAGCUGGCUGGAGGGCAGCUUGGCCGGCCUGUGCGAGCUGCACUUGCUCCGGGAGCGCCAGGAGCUGCGCGUACAGCGAGCCCUCCGCCUGGGGCCCGGAGCCGCCCAGCCCCCGGACCCGGGGCCCGGAGGGGCCGGCGAGGACGAGGAGGACGAGGGCGACGAGGAGACGGCGCGCCGAGCGGCGGCCGCCCUGGAGGAGCAGCUGGAGGCCCUACCGGGCCUGAUGUGGCAGCUGGGCCAGCAGCUGGGGGAGCUGAGCCUGGAUCCUGACGGCGGCGACAUGGACACCGGCAGCUGGCCCAGCUCAGGUUUCUAUGAGGGUCCCGGCUCGGCCGCGGCCCCGGACUCCCCGCCGCCGGCCUUCGGGGGCGACAGCGGCUUCUCGGGCUCCGGGUCCUACGGCCGCCUGGGUCCCGCCGAACCGCGCGGGGCCUACGCCUGCGAGAGGCCCAAGUCAGUAGGAGACUCGGGGCCCAGCCCCCGGGAGAGCGGCGCCCGCGGCAUGGUGCCCCGUUCCCUGUCGGCUCCCUACCCCAGCGGGCCGGAUGGCGGCGGCGGUUCAGGCGGCGGUUCAGGCGGCGAGCGGCGAGCCCCGUUCCUGUCCCCCGGGCCCCUGCCCGCCGUGGCCCUGCAGAGCCCCCUGCCCUGCCGCCGGCUCUACCCCGACUCGCCCUUCUCGGCCGCCCAGGCGCGGGGCUUCCCCCGCGAGGCCCCGGCCCCGCCGCCCGAUUUCGACCCCGACGGCCCGGCCCCGGACCCGGCGCGCGGCCGCCGCGUGGAGAACUACAUCAGCGGGCUGCUGCGCCGGCGGGGCCGGCCGGGGAAGCCCCGCACCAACCUGGGGGCCCAGGAGGCCCCGGCGCCCCCGCCCGCGCCCCGCCGCCAGAACAGCCUGCGGCAGCGCCCGGCGGACCUGUCGCCCCCCGGGGGCCCCGCGCGACCCCCGCACCCGCCGCCCCUCGAGCGGCGCAGCGGCUCCUCGUCCCCGUGCGGCUACGAGGCCGGGCCCGGGGCGGCCCUGGCGGCCCGCGGCUGGGCGUCGUGGGACUCGGAGCGCCGCAGCCCCCCGCCGCCGCUGCACUCCAGCCUCCCCAAGCCCCCGCGGCUGCAGGCCGCGCCGCGCCCCGCCCUCUCCAUGGACCUCUACCCGGGACCGGGGGCGGGACUCGACGCCUACGAGGCCGGGCUGGCCCGCUUGGACGCCGCCGGGCUCCCGUCGGGGCUGGGGUCGGGGCUCCCCGCCGGCUCGCCGCCGCCCAGCCCGGGCGAGGAGCAGCUGGUGAAGGCGCAGUACAUCCCGGCGCAGGCGGGCGCCCGCGGCCCCACCGCCCUGCACCACCGCGCCGCCCGCCGCAAGGGGGCGCCGCCGCUGGCCAAGGGCCGCAGCAUCGAACUGUCGCCCGAGCGCGGCGCCCCCUCCGCGCCCGCGCCCGCGCCCCCGCCGCCCGCGCCCCCGCCGCCCCCGCCGCCCCGGGAGCGCCCCCGUGCGGCCGGAGCGGGCGGCGGCGCCGGCGGCCCCAAGAAAUGCCGCUUCACCGACGGGGCGGCCGGCGGCCGGCGGGGCUCCCCGCGCGGGAAGAAGGCCGCCCGCUCCCAGUCGGAGAACAGCCUGCUCAACCGGCCCGGGGCCGCCCCCGGCGCCCCCAAGUACCACACGGUGGAGCGCGAGGAGCCGCGGCCGCCCCGGCCCCGCAGAGCCCCGCACGGGCCCGCCCCCGGCCCCGCCGGCUACCGCAAGUGGCGCUCCACCGCCGAGAUCAGCCGCGACGACGGCCCCGGGCCGGGCGGCUGCGGGGCUCCGCCCAACGACGGCCGCCGCGGGAAGCGGGCCGGCCGGGCGCCCGGGGCGUCCCCCCCGCCGCCCCCGCCGCCGCCCCCGCCGCCGCCCCCGCGGCCUCUGCUCUACGGCUACGCCGGCAGCGACUCCGAGUGCUCGGCCGGUCCGGCCGGGGCGCCGGGACGCCGGGGCCCCGCGGCCUACGGCGGCCUGGGCUACGGCGACAGCGAGUCCAGUCUGAGCGAGGGCGAGUCUCCGGCCUUCAGCUCCGGCUCCAGCGACACGGACGGCAGCGGCGGCGGGCUCGUGUGGCCCCAGCAGCUGUCGCCACAGCUGGUGGCCGCCGCGGGUCCCGGGGGGUCGGGCCCCGGGGGGACGGGCUGCGGCCCGGGUCCCGGCCCCGGCCCCGGCUCCGGUCCCGGCCCCGGAGCGGGGCAGCCCAAGGUCUUUGUCAAGAUCAAGGCGUCGCACGCCCUCAAGAAGAAGAUCCUGCGCUUUCGCUCGGGGUCACUCAAGGUCAUGACCACCGUCUGAGCCGCCCGCUCCCCCCGCCCCCCCGGGACCCUCCCGGGACCCCCUCCUCCCCCACACGGACCCUCCUCGUCCCAACUUCCACGGCCCCCGGUCCCGACCCCUCCGUCCCUGCGCCAGGAAGCCCCCGGGGACCCGCCCCUCGGUUUCUCCGGUCCUCUUCCCGCCCCGGCCAGUCCCUGGACGUCGGGGGAGGGAAAGGCGAUGACCUCACGGGCAGAACGGGGGGGGGGGGGGCGGCCCGGCCGGUCUCUUUCUGACGUCAGAGAAUGUUU
This is a messenger RNA of Ornithorhynchus anatinus (platypus), 2687 nucleotides long. It is a transcript of the gene DACT3, whose product is annotated as dishevelled binding antagonist of beta catenin 3. The transcript is spliced from 5 exons. The coding region runs from base 52 to 2415 and encodes 787 amino acids. Gene Ontology annotation, biological process: negative regulation of canonical Wnt signaling pathway. Gene Ontology annotation, cellular component: cytoplasm. The record is from RefSeq and is a predicted model, not a curated record. Lineage: Eukaryota; Metazoa; Chordata; Mammalia; Monotremata; Ornithorhynchidae.